This is a messenger RNA of Folsomia candida, 2926 nucleotides long. Its product is annotated as highly reducing polyketide synthase aurA-like. Bases 421 to 1311 code for a protein of 296 amino acids. The transcript is spliced from 3 exons. The record is from RefSeq and is a predicted model, not a curated record. NCBI's taxonomy places the organism in Eukaryota, Metazoa, Arthropoda, Collembola, Entomobryomorpha, Isotomidae.
ACGAAAAAACAUUGAACCAACUGCAACGUAUGCUACUAGGCGAUUCUAAGGCCAUGCUCCUGGACGACAAAUUUAACAUUGACUUUCGAAGGGAUGAAAACGCACCCUGUUCAAUCUACGAACUCGGGGACAGGAACAUUGAUACCAACUUUAAAAAAUGUGUCCCAAACUUAAGCGCAGUUACCUGUGUGAAUUUUAACUUGAAUUCUGUAAUGAAUAUGGAUUCCGAAAUACAUAUCCGCAACUUAGAAAGAUUGGAUAAACUUAUUGGAUUACUUUUAUGGAGGGAAUUUCUCUAUGCUAGCUUCGAUGGUUUGCAGCCACAAUUCAGCCUUCAAAAUAUUAUGUCUCAUUUUCGCAUCCUUCCACAAUUUCAAAAGGUGACUUGUUCAAAUUCUUGUUGAAGACGAAUACAUUUCCAUGCUAGGAAACUACUAUUUCACGGAACGCAGACAUUAUGAAAGUUUACCAAGUGUCAAUAAAUCAGUGGAGAACUUUGUAGCAGAGGUGCAAGGCGAAUCACUGUUGUUAGAAGUGCAAACUGCUAUCUCCACUGUACGUCGUAUCUUGCCAAUACUCCGUGGAGAUGAGGCAUUGCCUGAUAAUUUAAACGAUGAAAUUUUAUCUCCGGAGAUAUUUUACAAGAAACCUGCUUUUCUAAAAGUGACUUAUAAUAAUUUAAGGGAGGCUUUUGAAAAAAAUGUUUGCGGUCCACUAAACAUUUUGGAAGUUGGGGCCGGAACUGGGUCGGCGACCGAAUGUCUGAUUUCAGUCCUAGAAGAAAAAGACCUAGACUUUUCCUACACCUACACCGAUGUUUCAUCAAAAUUUGUUGAACAAGCUAAGGCCCAUUUUUCAAACUUUGAGUGCAAAAUGCAAUACUCAGUAUUGAAUAUCGAAAACGAAACGAAAUCUCAAGGGUUUGUUCCCUACACGUAUGACGUAAUCCUUGCAGCUAAUGUUCUUCAUAGAACAAAAGAUCUAGCUCAAACCACUCGAAACGUUGCUCAUUUAUUGAAACCUGGAGGUCUCCUUUUACUUGUUGAGCUAUUCAAGCCACAACGACUUUUGGACAUUUCUUUCGUCAGUGGAUUUUGGGGAUUUCAAGACUUCGACCGAAGGCCAAAUCAUUGUGUCAUUGAUUCACAUGCAUGGGAAACCCUCUUGAGAACGUGUGGAUUCCAAGGUUUAACAUGCCAUUCCAGUUUGGAUGAUAGGUCUGGAUUAAUUGUUGCCACUCAGUGUUUCUUUUUGUGCGCACAAAAUUAUUUUUGUGCAUGCAUAGUGCAUAAAAUGCACAAAAAUGCAUAAAAUGCACAAAAAUGCACAAAAAUGCAUAAAAAUAAAUAUCGAGGCAGAAUGCCGCUAAUUUCACAUUUCACUUUUAUAUACGCUCAACAAUAAUUGAGCAUUGUCAUUUUCUAACAAUCAAAAUUUUAUCAAGUCGGAAAUUACGAAAAGUAUUUUUAAAUUCCAAAUAUUAGAAAAUUGUUUUACAGUGCUAAUAUUGUUGAAAAACAUCGUAAAAUAGCUUAGCAUUCGUCCAUUAUCUUAAAUAUUCAGCGUUGCUGCAUGGUAAUCAGCUAAAUUAUUUUUGUGCAUUUUUGUGCAUUUUGUGCACUUUUCCGGAUUUUUGGUGGGUGUUAUUAAACGCAUAAAAACAUUUUUAUGCACUAAUUUUGUGCAGGUGUUUUUUAACAGCAGAAACACUGUUGCCACUAGACCGACAGCAAAAAUUGAAUACGUGUGUUUGUAGACAUGAAUGCUAAGAAGAGGAAUAGGCAUAUUUUGGAUUUAAUGAUUAGCUUACAGAAGAUUGACAUAAAUAACGACCUAAGAAUUUCUGGAGAAGCUAUCGCCCUAAUUACUUUACGAAAUUCAUACAAGACAUUCAAAGUUAACAUUGAAAUAUACCAGAAUGAUGAAUAAGGGCAUGCACGAGUAUUAACCAAGUUUUGUGAAAUCUAAUAAUUUACAUGUAGGGUUUAAAGUCAGAUAAAUUUAUUUCAGCAGCGAGUCAGUGUUGUUUGUUAAUUUUUUAUUCCUUUUAUAUUAAUUUUGAGGUACUUGGAAAAACUAACAAGAUUAUUUAUAGUAACGCACUGCGCCCAAUCAAUGAACAUGAUAGCUGGAGAUUCUUGCCAUAAGUCUGACACUGCUUUACUGGUUGGAAUGGGCAAGAUAUAUGGGCAACUAUAAUACUAUGUCGAAUAUGCGAUAAAGAUAAGGUUUUUCGUACAUAUAUAUGUAUAUAUGAAAAUACAAUAUCUAUUAGCAAGGCAAGAAUCCUCAUUUUCAUAUAUAUGUAUUAACGUGAACCAUUCGCAGUUCAUCUGCACAUAGAUCGAUACACGUAUGUAUGUAUUUACAGUAUGUACCCUCGUAAAUAGAUCAGUUUGUAUUGUGUCAUUUUUAUUUUCUGAAAUAAAAUCUGCACAAAAUAUGCAAAUUGGAGUGAUUGAUUCUCUUGGAGAAUAAUUCAAGCUCAAGAAGUGUUACAAUUUUGUCCCUCUCGAGUAAAGAUGACAAAUAUUUACCUUGUUUACGUAGACAAGCUCAAUUGUUUCAUACGUGCAUACAUAUCCAGCAUUUAUACAAACAUUAUACAAAAAUUAUCAAUAUUCUACACAGCAGCUAUAAACCAGUCACAUAAAACUGCCAACCAACUUUUUUGAUGGCGCAAUAAAUAUGUGGUUAUCUCAGAUUUUUCUAAACCAGACUCAUUGCUUCUGCUUCUAUCUGUAGACGAAUAUUGCUAAUUUCACCAAUCUCAAGUCGUCAACCAUCGCCAUCGGGAUUUAACGUUGUCCAAAUGGUGCGAAAAGGGUGAGGACGGAAUUGAGGAGAUCCCACCACCGAAAAUUGGGAAACCAGAAGGCAAAAAGCACGGAACCAACGAGGGAUUCACUUCACUAGAGAUUUUAAA